This is a messenger RNA of Manihot esculenta (cassava), 1671 nucleotides long. RefSeq names its product RING-H2 finger protein ATL7. The record is from RefSeq and is a predicted model, not a curated record. Bases 456 to 1235 code for a protein of 259 amino acids. NCBI's taxonomy places the organism in Eukaryota, Viridiplantae, Streptophyta, Magnoliopsida, Malpighiales, Euphorbiaceae. The transcript has 4 exons.
CCUUACCUUGCCUGCCUGAACUUGUGAUCUCUCUCUCCUUCAAGCGCUUAAAGGCGCAUUUCCAUUUCUCUCUUCACUUAACAGCUUUCGUUUUCUUUGGUUAGCGUUCGUUCCUCUAAUGCUUCAUUCUCUCUUGACUCAAUCCAACAGAGUUAUCAAGAUUUUCUCCCAUUUCGGAUUUUUAUCGUUUUAUCUUACUUUUCUCUCGUUUUUCUCAGGCAAUUUUCUUGCAGUUUUCUCUCAUCUGGGUCUUCUUCAUAAAUUGCAUUGUUAAUUUCUUGGUACUUCUUUCUCUUCUGAUCCUUGUACCAUUUAACAUUGCAAAGCUGUUGAAGUUCAUUUCUUAUCUGGGUUCUCUUAAAAACUUGCAUUUCUCAUCUGGGAUUUCCAAUUUUGUGUUCAGUGUUUCAUGGGAUCUACGAACGUUGUAUGAUUAAACUAGCAUAUUGUUGGUGAUGUCUCAUUCCAAAUCAGAGUCUCCUACUUGUUGCUCAACAGCGUCUCCUCCUUCUGCUUCUUCUCUUACUUCUUUAGCUCCAACUGAACUGAAGCUAUAUCAAGCCUUCAUCUUCUCUGUGCCAGUUUUCUUCACCUUCAUUGUCCUCUUCUUUUUCUACUUAUUCUAUCUUCACCGAAGUAGAGUUGAUUGGGCCACUCUGCGAAUGCGAGCUGCGCUACCAGAGAGAAAUGAUAUCGUUAGACAGGUUGAAUUGGGCUUGAAGAAAGAGGUGAGAGAGAUGUUACCCAUUAUCGUAUAUAAGGAGAGCUUCUCUGUCAGAGAAACACAAUGCCCGGUAUGCUUAGGUGACUAUGAAGCGGAGGAGAAGCUUCAACAGAUACCUGCAUGUGGUCACACUUUUCACAUGGAGUGCAUUGAUCACUGGCUUGCCAAGCACACCACCUGCCCUCUCUGCCGCCUUUCCCUUGUCGCAUCUGCUAAAGUUCCGUGUGAAUUACCCAAUAAUCAAAUGGAAACUGGUCAGGCUUCUUCUGUGGCAAGGAAUGAUAAUGAAACAUCUGUUCAAUCUGGGCCAACAGAUUCUUCUGGUGAAUCACAGUCUACCCAACUUUCUGAGCCAAGAAAUGAAGACUCUAGGACUCUUUAUAACAGCGUGGAGGAAGAGGAAAGAAGAACAUCAUGUGCUGAUGAGGGGAGAGAACCUCUUGAUGCAAGGAAUGGAACUGUAGAGAAUGGGAACAUCAGAAGAUCUUCUGCAGCUUCAUCUCAAGCAUGAACUGAAUGGAGCCAAAGCAGUCAUUACAAACUCAUCAACUAUCCUGCUUAAGUGAGAAGAGAUGCUCCAUAAAACCUUCUGAAAUAUGUUCAUAUUGCAGGUACGUACGAGAUCCUUUUCUUGGAGAAGGGGGAGACAUCUUACAAUCACCUCCUAGACGAUGAAUCUCUGAACAUUUCAUCAAUGGUAUGAGAGAAGCAAUCCUUGAUCAGGAUUUCAAUAGUGUAUAAUAAUGAUAUGAUAAGAUAGAAGAUAGUGUUAGAGUUGCCAUUGUAGUGCAGAUAGGUGCCAUAAUAAUCUGGUUGUAUGCCUGCUGUAAUUUUAGGUGUGACUUGUGCAUGAUGUAGAUGAGGAAUGUAGUUGAUAGGGAGUGAUAGAAGUCUAGAAUUUACUGUAAAAUGUUGUUUUGAUAAUCUGAAAGCAGUUUGUUUCCAUU